Lachancea lanzarotensis is the source of this 1239-nucleotide messenger RNA. RefSeq names its product LALA0S01e08900g1_1 (gene PRI1). The transcript has a single exon. Gene Ontology annotation, cellular component: alpha DNA polymerase:primase complex. The record is from RefSeq and is a predicted model, not a curated record. Lineage: Eukaryota; Fungi; Ascomycota; Saccharomycetes; Saccharomycetales; Saccharomycetaceae. The coding region runs from base 1 to 1239 and encodes 412 amino acids. Gene Ontology annotation, biological process: DNA replication, synthesis of primer.
AUGGCAACCCAAACGUUACCCCCGGGAAAUGGACCAAGUGCCACAGACAUGCAGUACUAUUACCAACAUCUGUACCCAUUCAAAUCGGUGUUUCAAUGGCUAAAUCAUUCACCAAAACCUGGUCGCGAUAUGAUGCAUAGAGAGCUAGCAAUGGCUUUCCGUUCAGGAGCUUACAAAAGAUACAACUCGUUCGACUCUGUGCAGGAAUUUAAAGCUCAGAUUCAGCGGUCAAACCCUGAUAGGUUCGAAAUCGGAGCUGUCUACAACAAGCCACCGCGCCAAAUGGAUUCCCUUCUGAAGGCAGACAUGAAGCCACUAGAAAAAGAGGUCGUCUUUGAUAUCGAUAUGGACGAUUAUGACGCCCAUAGAACUUGUUGCUCGGGGGCCAAUGUAUGCUCUAAGUGCUGGAAAUUCAUCUCCUUAGCAAUGAAAAUCAUCAAUGUCGCCUUAGAAGAAGACUUUGGUUAUACUGAUUACAUAUGGAUCUUUUCGGGCAGACGUGGUGCGCAUUGCUGGGUCACUGAUAGAAGAGCUAGACAGCUCAACGACAUACAAAGGAGGAGUGUACUCGAUUACAUGAACGUUGUGAGAGACAGGAAUAUUGAUAAGCGACAAAACCUCAAACGCCCGUACCAUCCUCAUUUGAUGCGUUCGCUGGAAAUACUUAAACCGUUUUUUGUUGAAAUCAUUCUGCGAGAACAAAACCCGUGGCAGGACGACGCCGUUGCCUUUAAUGGACUACUCUCGGGACUGCACGACAAAGUUCUGAUAGAGAUUCUGAAAAAACACUGGACAAAGAAUUCAAAUCGCACAAGUGAGCAGAAAUGGCAAGACAUUGACAAUCUGGCAGCAACCCAAAUAAAGCACACAUCUCCGCUAAAAAAGUCUGACUACUUCAAUAGGCUUCGAGAGUGUAAAGAAGACCUUGUUAUGGCCACCCUUUACCCUAAGCUGGAUGUGGAAGUUACCAAGCAGACAAUUCACUUGCUAAAAGCACCAUUUUGCAUCCAUCCGGCCACGGGCAGUGUCUGUGUUCCGAUCACAGAAGCAUUUACUCCAUCUGACGCACCGAAGCUCAUAAAACUGCAGAACGAGCUGGAGUCUAAUGAAAAUAAAGUGGAAAGGACCUCUUUGCAACCCUUUUUACAUCAGUUCCAGCAGUUCGUCAAUCAAGUCGUUAAAAAGGAGUUGUCAGGUGCCAAAAGAGAAAGGGAGGAAGAAGCUGUCAAUGACUUUUAA